AUGGCUGCCAUCGGUUGCAGCAGCAGGCGAUGGGGCGGAGACGCAGCAGAGGAUCAUGGCGGCGCACGCAGCAGCAGCCGUGGCAUCGCAAACCCGUACGCAGCCUACAGCAUAACGGCAUUCUCCAUACAGCAGCCUUCCAGCAGGCCUGACAGCAAGGGUCUCCUACAGGUGGCAGCAGCAGCAGCGACGGCGGCGGCGGCGGCAGCAGACGCCACGCAACCCGCCAGCCAACCCACGCAGUCACCUCCACAGGUGGCGCCAGUGCAGCCUGCUGCCACCUUCACCACGUUCCAGGCUCCCGUCUCCACGGCAACCGUGCGGCCGGCGCAGCUGCAGCCCGGUCGCCAUGACGACGCCGCGGGUCACUCGCGACAAUCGUCGAUCCAGUCGAACAGUUCGUCGUCGUCGACGAUAACGAGCGGCGGCGUCGCCUCGGUGGCUCCCCCUCGCGGCGGCGGAGCGCGCAGGCCGACGACGGGGGAGCUGGCUCGUGCGCUAAAAACAAGAGAGCGUGCGAAGCACCGCAGCCUCCCGUCAGCUGACUACGGUGGCGCGACCAACCAGAGCUUGCCCGACCUACGGGUGGCGGCGGCCGCAGACGGGAGAUCGCUGACAGCAGGGGGCGCCGCUGCGCUCCCACACUCGCUCUCCGCCGGCAGCCUGCGCGACCUGAGCGACACGGCGGCGGACGUUCGCUUGUCGCCGCAGCAGGGCAUCGUGGGACCGCGCUCGGCGAGCGUCCGCGAUGUCGAGCCGACGGGGACGGGAACGCCCCCUGGUGGCGAUGGCGAGAGUCUCGCGAGUCGCAUCAACAGCAUCGACGUCGACGCGACGGACGCGUACGGUGGCUCCCCCGAGGGGACGUACAGCGUGCGAUACGGGACGACGGUGCGCGAGGGAGAGGGCGCCGCGGCGGCGGCGGCGGAGGAAGACGGUGGCGCCACCUCGCGGGAGGCGGAGAAGCAGCUGCAGCUUCUCUUCACGAGUCGGCUGCGCGAGCGAGAGAUGCUCGCCCGCCAGCGCGCCGAGAUGUCCCGCUGCAAGAUGGCGCCACCGUCGCACGCGCACCGCGACGCCGGCGACACCUGCUGUGUGAGUUCUGAACCCUGCGCGAUGAACGGACGCGACGACGCGUCGAAACAAGAGCGCGUCUUUCGCGACGACGCCGACGCGGACGAGGACGAGCCGCGCGUGAACGUGCGCGAGAUGGCGGCAAUAUUCGAGCGCUCGAAACAAGCGAACAUCUGCGGCAGGGGCGCCGCCGCCGAGCGGCUCGAGGCGACGGACGCCGCCGUGAAGCGCGUCGCGAACUACUGCACGUUGCCGCGGCAACGCGACAAGCCGACGCCGCCCUCCUCCUCCUCCUCCUCCGCGCGCCGCGUGACAUUCUCCGACCAGGUGGCGCUGUGUUCGGACAGCGACGCGGACUCGGUGACGUCGGCGCCGGCCGCGGCUGGAGCGCGGCCGAAACCCGCGCUGAAGACGUCGCGCCGGCUGGUAGGUGGCGCCGGCGGAGGCAUUGACCCGCAGCAGGAGGACGCCACGCGGCCGCUCUACUCCUACCCCGGCGCCCCCUGGAAUCCCCGCCCGUCUGCAGACGAGUUCCAGUACACCCUGUCCGGAACCGGUCACUACCGCAACGGCCGCGCGGUCGAGGUGGUUGCCGCGGCAACGACCCGACCCCUCGCGCCGCUGCCGACCGAAGGUCAGAGGUCAGAAGGUUUCCGCGGAGCCCGCGUGCCAGCGGACGUCGUCCGAUACAGCAUCCACGCGCCGCCAGCAGGUGGCGCUGCCUCCGCCGUGAACGGCGCGUUGAACCAGAGCUACGACAGCGCGGGCGUGCACGUGCCGCGUUGCCACGGCAACGAGCCGGCGGCGCCGCCCGACGGCCAGCACGAGAGCGGAUGCUCGACGCUGCCGCGCAAGGGGGCGCCGGCGUACGCGGCGGGUUACCGCGACGACGACGACGCCGACGGUGGCGACCUCUACAUCGACCGCAAGGCGGCGAUCCGGCGCCGCUACCAGGGGGAGCUGCGCGUCGACAUUCCGGACGCGGUCGUCGCGGCGACGAAGCGCGACUCCGGCUACCGCAGCGGCGACCGCAACAGCACCGGCAGCACCAGCUCCUCGACGGAGUCCCCCCCGGGAACGGACCUCCCCCUCCCCCCCGGGACCGGCCACGCCCACUCGAUGACCGCGCUCAUGCAGUGGUACGUCCAGCGCAGCAGCGGUCCCGUCGAGCCGCGGCGACUCGCCGAGGCGGCGCCGCCAGGGGGCGCCGGCGCGCCCGUGCGCGCGAUCCACUACAAUUUUGUCGACUCGCGGCUGCACGGCAGCGCGGAGAGUUUCGCGAGUCUGUCGAGCGGCGGCGGUGGCGCCGUGCGGUGUCGCGCGGAGGACGCCAACUCGCUGACGUCGCUCGAGAAACGUAAGAACUCAACGGACUAA
This is a messenger RNA of Priapulus caudatus, 2451 nucleotides long. RefSeq lists its product as uncharacterized. NCBI's taxonomy places the organism in Eukaryota, Metazoa, Priapulida, Priapulimorpha, Priapulimorphida, Priapulidae. The record is from RefSeq and is a predicted model, not a curated record. The coding region runs from base 1 to 2451 and encodes 816 amino acids. The transcript is spliced from 6 exons.